CAGUUGUAAAUCUAUUUGUGAAGGUUUAAAAAAAAUCUUUUAAAUAUGCUUGACCGCAUUAGUCUUAAAAAUGUUGCCUAAAACCCAGUGAAUUACCAUUAAGAAAUGACCAGUAAAGCCAAAACAGAAAACAAGUGUAAGUACCAAGUAUCAGCCAGGAAGUAGAACAAAUAGAAUUCCCAUGCAAUGCUGAUGGAUUAUAAACUGGUGCAACUACUUUGGUAGCUUUUUUUUUUUUUUUUGCUUGGUUGUAUGUGUUUUAUUUUAAUAAACUGCUUUACAUGUCCAUCAUGCCUCUGACCCAACAAAUACCUUCCAAGAAGUGUGUACUUAAGUCCAUCAAAAUAAAUACAAGAGCACAAGAAUGUUCAUUAUGUUCACGAUAACUCCAAGCUAAAAGUGACAAACGAUCAUCAGUUUAGGAAUGGAUAGUGGGGUUGUUGGGUAUUCAGUGGCUACUCCAUAGUUGUAAGAAUGAAGAAGCUCUUCCUGCUUAAAACAACAUGGGUAGAAAAGUAAGCGCAGGAUUUCACAUAAAAUUCAAAAAUAGGCAGAAGGAAUCUGUAACAAGGGAAGACAGAGUUGUGAAUGGUGGAAGGUUGGUGUGCAGGUUUUCAUGCCCACAUUUUCAAAGCUUUAUAUUUUUUUCUGCUUAUGCUUUGUGCAAGAUGCUUGAGAAAUUACAUGAGUGUGAUGUUGUCAGCUAGUUGUGUUAGAAGGCCUGUGUGCCUCCAUUUAUUCUGUGUGUGUGUGUUGGAGUAGAGGGGAGGGGACCAUCUUUCUCUCCUGCCUCACCUGCUGCUAAGUCCGUAUGCCUCAUGAAGAGGAAUCUGUGCUAAGCAACUGCUGGCAGAAAGCAGCCAGUCUUCAGGGACCAGCAGAGAGAAAGUGGCCUCCAGAAUUAGUACAAAUUUGUUGGCUGAUGAUGUCCCGACUCCUGCACGCUUCGCUUGGCCAGAGUCUGUGUGCACAGACUGUGCAGUCCCCGAAGCUUCCGGGGGGAGGGUGGUCAGUGCUGGUGGGAUCUGUCACCUCCUCCUCAGGGACUUGGCGUCCUCGUACUGAAUGUUCUCCCCCUCUGGCCUUGGUGCAUCAUUCUGGAAGCCUUGCAGAUUCCUGGGUACGGAUUUUAUUUACCUUAUUUUGUCUCAACUUGUGUUCUCCAGAGACACGUGAGCAAAAGGCCCUGCUCUGUAUAGAUUCCCCAAAACUCUUGUUUCAGUGAAAGAAUCACAGGUUAGAUCUACUGUACAGGUGAUAGCUGAAUGAGCGUUUUUCAGUCCAGUGCUUCCUCUGUUGUCAGUAAGCGACACUAUGGAUAAAAAGUCCUGACUCUGGUUAAGUAUUAUUUUUAUUUUUUUAGGGAGCUAUUAUCCAAUUGCUAAGAUAGGUGUGUGUGCUUUAUUUAACGUAGUUUUACAGGAUUUGAUCAAAGGGAGGAAUUCUAAGGAUUAUAUGCCCUUGUGUUGCUGAUUUGUCCUUAGUAAUGGGAGAUUCCUAGAUAGAGGUAGUUAUUUAUACACAGGUGAACCCUGAGCUCUUUGGUGUCUCAUUCCAAUCUUUAUACAUUUAUGUCUAAAAAAUGGUAAAGAAAGAUUUAUAACCAUGUUGUUUAAACCAUAAACUGUUUCAUUAGCUCCCAGUGGGAUUUGACGUCAUUGUGGUAUGUUGUUGGGUAUCAUAUGUGAAUUGUUGUGCUCAUUUGUUUUUAUAGGAUUUGCUUUAUGUGACAGGCAGAGUGACACAGCAAUAGAAACGGUGGCAGAGAUCUGGGUCAUUCCCCAAAUGGCCACAGUGAAUUCAUGGGCUCUGAACUCCAUCCGUGUCUCCCACGUGGGUGUCAGAAACUCAGUCAUUUGACCAUCUUCCAGUGCUUUCGUAUGCACGUUAGAGAACCGGAUUGAAAAUGGAACAGUCAGGACUGAACUAUGCUGUUGCCAUAGGCGAUGGCUUAACGUGCUGUGCCACAGUGCUGGUUCCUUGUUUAUUAUCAUUGAUAUUGUAUAGACUGUGAUAUUGAUGAACUUGAUCUGUUACCUAGAAAUAUACUUGAGGGCAGACAUUGGAUGUAGCACUAUUCAGACACCAUUGGAUGCACCUGUGUCUCAUUGGAGUACCAGGAUUUGAUACCUGGCUGUUGCCUGACUCAUUUCCUGUUAGUGCAGAAUCUGUGAGGUAGUUAUUGCAUUGUGCCAUCCAUGUGGGAGAUCUUGAUGGCACUUCUAGUUCCUAGCUUUGACUUGGGUGAGUCCUGUUAGCACUGUUGAGAACCAGUGCAUAUACUCUUUGUGGCUCUCAAAAACAAACAAAAACAAAACACACACAAAAAACCAGGUAUGCAGAUCUCCAGACUUGAAGCAUGUAUUGUAGAAUAUACACUUAAGUAUGUCAAAUGAAUCACAGUGUGUGUCAUUGCUUUCUCCUAGACACUUCGUCUUGCGAGUGGCCUGUCGGUGUGCGAGCGAGCCUUGCUUGGAGGAAGGCAAAGGAUCCACCUCCACCUGUCGGGGGAAGAACAGUGCUGCUGGUUUCUGCUCUCUGACUCUGGCUCACUGCUCCGCGUUCUCCUGGGAUGUUCAGCAGCUCUCCAGGCCUUUCAGUCCAGGGUAAAGCCGUUGGAGCAAGCCAGCAAAGGUAGAGAAUGAUGUAAUGUCCUGGCAAGCCCAAAGCCUCUUUUGUUGUGGAGUGGUUAUUGCAGUCAUCUCUAUGAACCAAGUGUGAGGGGCUGCUUUGUGGAAGGCAGUCCUGGGCAAGAGCUCAUCAAGCUAAAGAGAAAGAGACAUUUACUUGGAGGGCUGUUGCCGAAAAUGGAUUUAACUCUCCUUUUGCCGCUCACCAGUAAGCUGACCUCACACAUCUUGAGUACAAUGGAGCGGCUCAGCCUUUGAGCACGCCACCAUUACAUCAUUGUGGCAAAUUAAAGACGGAGGUGGAAAAAGAGGACUCAUUGUCAUGGCCCAUGAGAUGAUUAGAACUCAAAUUCUUACUGAUAAGCUGGUGGCUCUCCUGGAAAGUGGAACGGAAAAAGUGCUGCUAAUUGAUAGCCGGCCAUUCGUGGAGUACAAUACAUCCCACAUUUUGGAAGCCAUUAAUAUCAACUGCUCCAAGCUUAUGAAGCGAAGAUUGCAACAGGACAAAGUGCUGAUUACGGAACUCAUCCAGCACUCUGCAAAACAUAAGGUUGACAUUGACUGCAGUCAGAAGGUGGUGGUGUAUGAUCAGAGCUCCCAAGACGUUGACUCCCUGUCCUCAGACUGCUUCCUCACUGUACUUCUGGGCAAACUGAGGAAGACCUUCAGCUCUGUGCACCUGCUUGCAGGUGGGUUUGCCGAGUUCUCGCGUUGUUUCCCUGGCCUCUGUGAAGGAAAAUCCGCUCUAGUCCCCACCUGCAUUUCUCAGCCUUGCUUACCUGUUGCCAACAUUGGGCCAACACGAAUUCUUCCCAAUCUUUAUCUCGGCUGCCAGCGAGAUGUCCUCAACAAGGAGCUUAUGCAGCAGAAUGGCAUCUGCUACGUGUUAAAUGCUAGCAACACCUGUCCCAAGCCAGACUUCAUCCCCGAUUCGCAUUUCCUGCGGGUGCCUGUGAAUGACAGCUUCUGUGAGAAAAUCUUACCAUGGCUGGACAAAUCUGUAGAUUUCAUUGAGAAAGCAAAAGCCUCCAACGGGUGUGUCCUCGUGCACUGCUUGGCUGGGAUCUCUCGCUCUGCCACCAUUGCCAUAGCCUACAUCAUGAAGAGGAUGGACAUGUCGCUGGACGAAGCUUACAGAUUUGUGAAAGAAAAAAGACCUACUAUCUCUCCCAACUUCAACUUUCUGGGCCAGCUCCUGGACUAUGAGAAGAAGAUUAAAGAUCAGCCUGGGGCGCUGGUGCCCAGGAGUGCCAUCAUGCUGCCACACGCAGAGAAGUCCAGCGAGCCUGGCCCUGCUGCCUCUGAGGGGGGUCGGCCAAGGACGGGGGUCCCUACUGCCCCCUGUGCCAACUCCGCUACCUCAGAGGCAGCAGGGCUGGGGCCCAUGCCACCUGCCUGCGGGCCCGGCCUGCCGCCUGGCCUGCAGGACGACAGCCUGCUGGUCCAGGCCCUCAAUGGGCUCCACCUGCCCUCAGACAAGCUGGAAGACAGCAGUAAGCUCAAGCGGUCCUUCUCUCUGGACAUCAAGUCAGUGACGUGUUCGGCCAGCACGGCCUCCUUGCACAGCUUCUCCUCCGAAGAUGCUCUGGAAUACUUAAAGCCUUCCGCGACUCUGGAUGGGACCAACAAACUCUGCCAGUUCUCGCCCGUGCAGGAGGUAUCGGAGCAGACUCCCGAGAACAGCCCGGACAAGGAAGAGGCUAGAGUCCCCCAGAAGCCGCAGCCUCCCUGGCCUGCGGAGAGCCAGAACCUGCGGCUGCACGCAGUGCGUGGCAGUGGCACCCCGCCGAGGGCUCGCGUGGCCCCUCUGCACCGCACCGGGAGCGUGGAGGACAAUCUCCACCCUGGCUUCCUCUGGGGAACCCCCACCAGCCAGCAGCACCUUACCACGUCGGCCGCUGGUCUGGGCCUCAAGGGCUGGCACUCUGACAUCUUGGCCCCUCAGACCUCGAGCCCUGCCUUGCCCAACAGCUGGUAUUUCAGCACUGAGUCCUCUCACUUCUACUCUGCCACCGCCCUCUAUGGAGGCAGUACCAGCUGCUCUGCCUACAGCUGUAGCCAGCUGCCCACAGGCAGUGACCAGGUCUACUCUGUGCGCAGGCGCCAGAAGCCCAGUGACCGAGUGGACUCCCGGAGGAGCUGGCACGAGGAGAGCUCCUUUGAGAAGCAGUUUAAGCGCAGAAGCUGCCAGAUGGAAUUUGGAGAGAGUAUCAGGUCUGAGAACAGGUCGCGCGAGGAGCUGGGCAAGGUGGGCAGCCAGUCGAGCUUCUCCGGCAGCAUGGAGAUCAUUGAGGUCUCGUGAGCAGACAGGCCUGCGAGACUGCUCCUGGUGACUUUGGUUCACAGAAAAAUUCCCUGUAAAUCUGAAAUACAUAUAUGUACAGACAUAUCUAUUUUUGGAAAAUGGAGCUAUGGUGUAAAAGCAAACAGUGGGUCCGCACAGUUCCCUCUCACCAUGUGCACGGGUGAGGUGAGCAAGCGGAAGGGGUCGCUCGCCUCCCCUCUGUGCAGCAGGUGGAUUCUCUGACUUGCACGUCCUUCCGAGCAGAGCGCGUGCGCUCAGUGGCAGAGGCCAGCACCCCCUGCUGCUUCCGCACUGUGCUACAGCAAUCUCAGACACUGCUCUGUGCAGCCUUCCACUGUGCACCUUAGCGCCAACUGAGCCAGCUUGUGGGUCGGAUGGGCAGACCCUCCCGGGGCAGAACCCGACGGGAACCC
Ochotona curzoniae (black-lipped pika) is the source of this 5348-nucleotide messenger RNA. It is a transcript of the gene DUSP16, whose product is annotated as dual specificity phosphatase 16. Gene Ontology annotation, cellular component: nucleus; cytoplasm. Lineage: Eukaryota; Metazoa; Chordata; Mammalia; Lagomorpha; Ochotonidae. The record is from RefSeq and is a predicted model, not a curated record. The transcript has 7 exons. Gene Ontology annotation, molecular function: protein tyrosine/threonine phosphatase activity; MAP kinase tyrosine/serine/threonine phosphatase activity. The coding region runs from base 2953 to 4932 and encodes 659 amino acids. Gene Ontology annotation, biological process: negative regulation of MAPK cascade; protein dephosphorylation.